GGUCGGCGUAAAUUCCACGUUCACUAAGAACUCAUCUGUUCCACGGUGGUUCACCAAAACGCCAUCUUCGUAGACUACGUCUAAAUCUUCAAGCGUCUGUGGCUUUUCUGGGUCCCUGAUAGUCCGGAUUAUAUCUUUAAACAAGAAAUACAUCACUUUGUAUUCGUAAGAAGAUGGCUCAACCACAAAGGAUUGAAACAGAUUCCAUGACACUGACCAGAUUUGUCCUGGCAGAACAGAAAAAAGUUCCCCAUGCAACAGGUGAAUUGACCCAACUACUCAACGCUCUGUUAACAGCCCUUAAGGCUGUAUCGUCAGCUGUGCGACGAGGUGGCAUUGCUAAACUUCAUGGAAUUGCUGGGCUUACCAAUAUCCAAGGUGAAGACCAGCACAAGAUUGAUGUACUUGCAAACAAGCUGUUUAUUAACAUGUUAAAGUCUUCCUUCACUACUUGUCUUAUGGUGUCAGAGGAAAAUGAGAAUGUAAUCGAAGUAGAGACAGAGAAACAGGGAAAAUAUGUUGUGUGUUUUGAUCCUCUAGACGGCUCUUCCAAUAUUGAUUGCCUUGUGUCUAUUGGGUCUAUAUUUUGUAUUUACAAGAAGAUAUCAGAAGGUGAAAUUGGUGUACAAGAUGCAUUGCAGCCUGGACGAAAUAUUGUUGCUGCUGGCUAUGCCUUAUAUGGUAGUGCUACCAUGGUAAUGUUGUCUAUUGGUCAGGGAGUUAAUGGAUUCAUGCUAGACCCUUCUAUUGGAGAGUUUGUCUUGACUGAACGCAAUGUCAGAAUCAAACCCCGUGGUAAAUAUUACAGUAUUAAUGAAGGUUACUCACAGUACUGGGAGAAAGGUGUAAUGGACUAUGUCAACAAUAAAAAGUAUCCAAAGGAGGGUUGUAAUGCUUACAAUGCUCGCUACAUUGGUUCCAUGGUGGCUGAUGUACACAGAACUAUUAUGUAUGGUGGGAUAUUUAUAUAUCCAGCAAACAAGAAAUCUCCAAAUGGCAAACUUCGUUUGCUAUAUGAGUGCAACCCAAUGGCAUACAUUGUAGAACAAGCAGGUGGUAUCGCAACUACUGGAACAAAACCUGUAUUGGAUGUUGUGCCUGAAAAUAUACAUCAACGUUGUCCUAUCGCACUGGGCUCACCUGAAGACGUCAAUGAAUACUUAGAAUGUGUGAAGAAAGUUUAAAGUUGAUAGAAAAUAUACUUAUCUUAAUGUCUGCAUAUGAUAGACCAAAUAAGUCACCUAGUAUGAAAAACCAUUGUUUGUCAUUACAUUAUUAGUUGUGUUUUCUGUGUUUUAAGUUGUUGUUGCCAUUAGCGAUUGUGAAUAAACAAUAAAUAAGAUAACAUGCAGCAUUAGCAUUAUCGUAUUUGCUCUAUUAGUAGCACAGUUACUGACAGGUAUGUCUAUGAUCUAAUAAAGUAAAGUUUUUAAUGAUCCAGUAUACGAUACAACCUACUGCUAGUCUAAAUGUGCUUUUAUUGGUGAUGUGUUUCUAAUAGAGUAAAUACUUUAAUUCAGAUCAUCACUCCACGAAUAAAAAUUAGCCAUAUGCAAACGUGAAGAGGACUGGAAAAUGUUAUUAGUUUAUUGACCCCAGAGAAGAUUAUCAUCUGUGCUUGUGCUUAAUAAAGUUUUAUGGAUUGUUUUUUUUUUUUUAUUUAAAGUUUUUAGUUUUAAUGAGUUUUAUCAUUGUUUGACUCCCAUGUGCAAAAUACAAAUAGAUUCUUUAAGUUUACUUUAUCUGUUUCACUCGUAUCUCUAUACUUUUCAUUCUAUUUCAAAUGAAAUUAGGUUAUGAGAACUAUGUAUAUUGAUUUCAUCAAAUUUUGCUUCUAAUCUGUGAAUGUAAUUAAGUAUAUUUACUUUUUUUGUGACUGCAUGCUUCUAGUAUAUUGAAGUGUUGCAUGGUAGGAAUAUUUGGUCUGUACUCCAAUGCAGCAGCUAAAUACUGUUGAUUGCUGCAAUAUUUAAAUUGUGCCUUAAUAGGGAAUAUGAAAUAUUAUGAUGUAAUCAAACUUGUACCAGAUUUGUUCAAUGAACCACAAUAUUUCCCUGAAAAUGGUCAAAGUUUGGUCAAGAUCUUUAAUAAACUUUAACUGGUUGAGUGGGCCAAAAUAUUUAACUAAAAUGUAAAUGUUACAUGAGAGGUGAGGUUGUCAGAUCUCUAAUUUACAUAAUGUUAUGCUAGAUACUGUAUUUGUUCUAUUAGUAGUGCAUCUCUAUUAGCAUACCAACACUUGUAUUUAAUGUAUACUGGAUCAUUAAAAUAUGAGUUAGUUUGAUCAUU
Messenger RNA from Saccoglossus kowalevskii, 2289 nucleotides. Its product is annotated as fructose-1,6-bisphosphatase isozyme 2-like. The record is from RefSeq and is a predicted model, not a curated record. Gene Ontology annotation, biological process: fructose 1,6-bisphosphate metabolic process; fructose 6-phosphate metabolic process; sucrose biosynthetic process. Gene Ontology annotation, molecular function: fructose 1,6-bisphosphate 1-phosphatase activity. Lineage: Eukaryota; Metazoa; Hemichordata; Enteropneusta; Harrimaniidae. Gene Ontology annotation, cellular component: cytosol; cytoplasm.